CUGGAUCGGCCCCGCACGCAAGGGCCCAGCCUCCAGCGAGGUUGCCUGGAGUGCAGGCGGACCGCGCGCACCUGCUCGUUCAGCACCCUGGGGCCGCUAGGGUAAAAUGAGUCACGUGAAUGUCUCUUCCCAUUCGCGGAACUCGCCCACUAGGGGGCGGGCCGUGGUAUGCAAAUGAUGAUUUAAUGGCGUCACGCCCCUCUAGUUCGCUCGGCCCUUCGGGUGGAUGGUAGCCUGGAGGAGCUACUCGCUGUGUUUUAUCCCCCCCUUGAAGCCGCGGUCGGGAAGGCGAAUCGGAAAAGGGAGCUGGGCGAGUGGCGAUGUCCGUGAGCGGGGGCUGCCCAGCCAGGAGUGCGCAGCCCCAGCGGGCCCGGCGCGGCCUCAGCCUGCCACCUCCUCGCGUAGCGCGGGACAGGGGCCGGGACUGAGCCGCCCUGGGCCCAGCAGGGAGAGCAGCCGCGGAGCCCAGAGGAGACGGGAGCUGCCGCGGGGCCGGGUCCGCCCGAGGAUGGGAAUUCUCUUCACCAGGAUCUGGAGGCUGUUCAACCACCAGGGUCUUGCAAUAUCCAGCUCCACUGCAGGUCUUCUGCUCCAAGUGAUUUCCUAGCAUCCAGUAUGCUGGUGACAUCACACCUGAAACAGAAGCUCCUACUUACAGGGGGUCAGAGCACAAAGUAAUCAUUGUUGGUCUGGAUAAUGCAGGAAAAACAACCAUCCUUUACCAGUUUUCUAUGAAUGAAGUGGUGCAUACCUCUCCUACGAUAGGCAGCAAUGUAGAAGAGAUAGUGGUUAAUAACACACGUUUUCUAAUGUGGGAUAUUGGAGGGCAAGAGUCUCUUCGAUCUUCAUGGAAUACUUAUUAUACAAACACAGAGUUUGUCAUCGUUGUUGUGGACAGCACAGACAGAGAGAGAAUUUCUCUAACUAAAGAAGAACUUUAUAAAAUGUUAGCUCAUGAGGACUUAAAGAAAGCAGGUUUGCUUAUUUUUGCUAACAAACAAGAUGUUAAAGAGUGCAUGACGAUAGCUGAAAUAUCCCAGUUUCUGAAAUUAACUUCAGUUAAAGAUCAUCAGUGGCAUAUCCAAGCAUGCUGUGCUCUAACUGGCGAGGGAUUGUGCCAAGGACUUGAAUGGAUGAUGUCAAGACUUAAAAUCAGAUGAUUUUUAAUGACCUCUUUGAACCAACAUUGCAUACAAAAGUACUGUGCCUCUGGAUACCUUAGUUACUUGUACCUGUGGUAACCUGCAAAAUUAAUGGGUUAGAUCUAUUUAUAACAAACUGAUUUCAACUUUAUUUUCUACACACAUAUAUUAAGACCACCUCUUUGAAAACAGAUGAAGAUGAAAGCUCUAGUUUAUUUUCCCAUUAGUUUACUCUGAAGAUAGGUUUAAAAACUGUGGUUGACGUUCUUCUCAAGAUAAAGCCACUCAGGACUAUGUGUGGCGAGUAUGAAGUGAGAGAGGAAUUUUUAACUUUACAUUUUAUAUUCCAAUAUAACCCUCCUAGUUGAAGGUAUUGGCCUCGUUAUUCCAGUAAAUUAACAAGCAAAUCAGUGGCAUAGGUAUUGACUUUUCAGUAUUUUAAAAACUUGUUGAAAUGUGCUACAGAUACAAAAAUAUUUUCCUCCUGUGUACUGUACAUAUUUGUGUAUAUUUAUACCUCAAGUUUAGGUUAACUGAAAUCUGUUCCAAGAAAAAGUGAAUAACACUGAAUCUCGGUGUACUGAGAAUAGUACUAAUGUUGAGAUUGUUGACGUCACAACUACUUUUCCUUUGUUCUCUGUACUGCUCCAACCUUCACCAAAUAAUUGGUGCACCAUUUCUUUAUAAAGUGAAAUCUCUUAAGACUAGUGGUUUUUAUACUUCUCCAUAUAUAUACUCCUGCAAUUAAGAAUGAUCACAAAAAGGGAUAGUGUGUCUGAAUGUGGAUUUUAUACUUUGUUCAGUAUUGGCAACUAACUUCAAUUCUUUGCUAAAUGGUAAAGAAUCCAAAAAGUUAGCAUUUCCAUUUUGUUGGAUAAGACCAUUCCAAAAAAUGCCCGUGUUCUGCUCUGCUUUAUGCCAUCAUGUUGAGUAUUUAUGAUAGAUUCCUAUCUAGGGGGUAAAUCUUCACCAUUAAUAAAGGGGAAAUGUGUCUGUUUUCCUUAUGCAAAGAAGUGACCAAAAAAGUGUGCUAUAAUGUUCUCACCAGAAAUCUUACAGAACAGUCUAUUUUGUAUUGGUAUGUUUUCAGAGAAAGAGGAUACUGACUGGUGAUAAUCCAAAAUUGCUGAAGUAACUGUUUGUAUAUGUGUAUAAGAGACUAAUGUUGGGGAGAGGAAAGAAUACACUAUUCCACUAUAAAUGAUGCUUGAUUCUGCUCCUAUAGAAGUCCCUGUGAAAACUCAGAAUUAAAUGAUGCAUCAGCAUCGUAAUGCUGAGGCCCCAACUGAACGGUCAUGAUUCAUAGGGAAUAUGCAAAGAAUUAUGAGAAUCAGGACUAUCCUGUCCUUCCUAUAUUGGUAAAUGGGAGGAGUGUAAGGGGAUCCUAAUAUAGAAAUAGUUGAGAACCACUGGUGUAAAGGAUUUUGGUUCUUCAUGAGUAUGACACUUGGGUGGUGUGAUAUGUUGUUGGUAUCAUGAAAUGUGAGCAUGAUCACAGAUUUUCUGUCUUAUUCUGUACAUGUGUAUAUUUAAGUAAUAUUGUAAAACUAGACAAAAGUUUAAGGACAAGACCAUUUUAAACCUGGUUUAAUUUUUAAGGCAGUUAUGAACUCCUCUUUAAAGAUGAGAUUGUGAAACACAUCCAAUUUCCAUUUAAUUUAGUUUAGCUCAUUUGUGUACUGCAUUGUAUUGGUUAAAAUGUUGACAUAGUAUUCAUGGGGACAAUAAUGAAGACCACUUCAAAAGUGUGUAUUUAACAACUGAAUUGUCCCAAGUAUGAAAUAUAACUUUCUGAUGUAGUCAUGAAAUCUCUUUUGCUAAUUGGCUGAUGGAGGUUCUGCUAUGUAUGAAUUUUAAAAAAUGGACAUACAUUUAUUUACAUAAAAGGAAUGCACAGAGAUCAGUGUUAUUAACUAACUGGUGUAUUGCAUAAUGUGUGAAUGUUUUAAGGAAAAAAUAACAAUGAAAAGACUAAGCUAGUCUGCAGGUAUUUUCCUGAAACAAAAAUGCAUCUUUUGAACACAGAAACGAAUAACUUUAGCUUUCCUACUCUAAUAAAAAAUAAAAUACUGGACUUAACUACAUUCAUAAUGUUCAUCUUCAAGUACUGCAACUUCUGUUUUUUUGAGAUUUUCUUUCAUGCUUGAAGUGCUAUAUUCUUUUUGUCUGAAUCGCUGUUGCUUUUAAAUUGUAACUUUUUUUAUAAGAUAAAAAUCACUCAACAGAAUAUGAAAUGCAAAACUGUAUUCAUGUACAACUUUUAAAAAUAUUUUCUUGGAAUUUGCUGUUCUUACCCUGUUCAGGUUUUUAUGGCUUAAAAUGUUUGCCUAAUAAAUAGCAUGGCUGAAGGGAAUCUAUAAAUAUUGUUCUAAAGAAUGACUUUUAUGUCACAAACAGGGUUUGGAGACCUUCUAAUAAUGCAUGUGAACUAUCUUUCCUCUUCCAGGUGACGGGGAAACCAUCCAUUUCUAUCUCAAUGCGGUAGCCAAAUAUCCAUGUGAUUUUAUUAUUUGUGUUUAAGUAGUGGCAAGAGGUCCCCAUCAGGAGUCGAUAUCUUAUUGCAUGCACAGGUCACAGCAUUCACACUCAAUAAAUUGUUCCAGGCUCUAAGUGUUUCUAAUCUAACCAACCAUAUACAAUCUGAUGGGCUUUGAGCAGCAGUGAAGCCUUAAUUAAGGGUAAAUUAGGCAAUCCACCCACUUCUUCCUGCUAACUUCAAUGUUGCAUGUGUGUGGUUUAGGUUUAAACUUACUUUUAAAACUAAUGGUGAUCCCAUUUAAACAGAAAGCGAGAUUGCCUUUCUCCUCUAGUCAGGACCUGUUACUGAAUAUGCAUGUGACUUCACCAGCAUUGUAUGUUUGGAGAAUAGUUGAUUUAUAAACUGGUAAUUGAGGGGAUAUGUAUGAAACUGAUAUGAAUCUUGUGUUUAUUCUUAAGUAAAAUUAAGCAACUGAUAACUAUCUCUUGCUUAUGAUAUUCAUUGCACCUUUUAGAAUGUGGAUUUUUUUUCAGGGGAAAAACAGAUAAUCUUGAAGAUGUAAACAGAUAGUAUUGUCUAGUAGUUUAGAGUACAGGACCAGGGAUAGGAGAUCUGGAUUUUGAUCAUGGUGACCUUGAGUGAUUCAUUAAUCUUUCCUUUGUCUCCAUUCCCGUAUCUAAAACGGGAGUAGCAGUUACCAUAUCUGCCUCACGGAGGGGGUUGUGAGGCUUCAUUAAAGUUUAUCAAGUGCUCAGAUUUAAGGCAUCAUACAGAAUAGAAUUUUUGCACCCAGAUAUUACAAUGAUGGCCUUGGCAGAAAAGUAUGUAAUAAGAUUCUGUCUGCCUAAAGGUAUGUUAAGAGAAUUUGUGCAUGUCUUCCAAAUUAUUGUAACUUGAACUUUUACACAGAAUGUGUAAGCAUCCGUAUGCAGUUGGUUUUAUCCCAUUGCAGACCCCUCUUUGCUCUCCAUCUUUAUGUAUAGCUCCUUUUUAUGCAUGGAGAUAUGUGAAUUAAGUUAUAAUUAACAUAUGUUAAGGCUUAAUUCUGUGCAUAGAAGAAAUUCUCUUUGCAUAUAUGCUAUUCCCUAAUUCCAUUAACUCUCUAAAGCCACUCCAAUUCUGAACAGUUAAAUUAAAUAGUGAGUGACAAAACUUCAUUUGUGCUGCUCUUGGUAAUGUUCUGGAGUUCCAUCUUCUCCCUAUCUUGGCUUUUAUACACAUUUCUUUUAUAUAAGCUUAACUCCCAGUUGAUAUGUAGAGUCCUAUGCAUAACUCCCACUGACAUCAGUGCCAACUGAGGGUAGUAUAUAGUCUUUGGUAUACAGCUUGGGAAUGUGAUUUUUUUUUUUUUUAAGGUCAUGUAUGCCUCAAAAUGACCUUAAUAUUUAAAGGUUUGCAUUUCAGUUUUCCAAAGAUUGAUAUUCACAACUCAAAGGUACACUUGAUGGAUGAAUAAUUUGUGAUAUGGUCUAAUUGCCACUAGUAUCUUGAAAAAUAAAUAACUGCAUGUAGAUUAACUCUUCUAAAAAAAAAAAAAAGUUACUAGGAGACUGCAUGGAGAAUUUUGGAGAAUAGAUCAGCAAUACAUGCAGAUAUCUAGCCUCAUAAUUUUCAUUGUACUGCAGGGAGACAUGGUAGCUAAAUUCCUAUGCAUUAUGCUGAAAAAAAAUUCCUAAUUGUACAUGACUGCUAGAUGUAUUUGAUAGACACCUACCACAAUCUGUGAAGCUCAAAACUUUCUAUGUAGUAAUUUAUUUUUCCUUAUUGCAUGUACUUCCUCUUCUAGUUAGUUUAUGUAUACCAUGUUAUAUACAUGCAUCCAGCUGUGUGAACACAAGUGGUGGUGUCCCUUCCUACCUCCCAGUUUAACCUAUACUUGAUGACCAAUUAACAUUUUUUACACAAUAUUCAGAACCUUCUAUACCCAUACAUUCCAAACAUUUGAGUUUCCUACAAUUAUCAGUUAUUGUGUAGAUGUAAAGCUUAUCUUGUGGGAGGUAGGGUAACUUACUCUCUUAACAGAUCAGCUCCAGAAUAUAGGAAACUGAGUUCCGAUAACAUUUAAGUAUAUGACUUAAACUCAGAAAGCAAGGAAAUUUAUGGUAAGAGAAGACUCAAGUGUUCCUUCAUAUAAAAACAUUUAAGUGGAAUUUUUUUUAAUUGGAUUGACAGUAGCAAAGUUAUUACCAGUAUGUCUGGAAAGCAGUUUUUCAGAGAAUCCAUUCAAAUGAAUGUAAUAUCAAGCCUUUAAAUAGUCCAUUCUUCAGUGUUAUGAGUUAAGGAUGGUAUACUACUGCAUAAAGACAGAAUAUAAUGAAAGAGACUGAAGAUAGUCUGUGUAUUGUAAUGAGGUAUACAAUAUUGCAAAUCAUAAUAUUGUAUAUAAUUGAGGUGAGAAAAUGCAUUUAAUGUAAAGAUCUGAAAAAAAUGAUUGUAAAGAAGCAAAAAAAAGUUGCAACAAAAAAGUCAUUAGAAAAAAAUUGUUUCCUUCCCUUACUGGGGUUUACCAGUUGAUUAUUUUUAUUAACAUAUCUAGUGUACAGAAUGUUCUUAUAUGCAUGCAAGUGCUAUUUUUAUUUGAAGAAAGUUUAACAGUGUCAUCUAAAUGACUCUUGGGUUUUGUUGUGCAUUAUAAGACAACUUUUUGUGCACGUACAUAAGUUUUUUGAGUGUCCUUUUAUGAUUUUAAAUUUGAAGAUAUAAUUUGUACUGAAUUAACUCGAAAAGGCUGUUUCACUCAAUAGACUGUAAAUGAUUUUUUUCUAAGCCAGUGGUUCAUGCUGCCCUUGUUGAAACACUUUCCGAACAAAACACUGAUGAAGUAGAGCAGUUGGAAGAAAAAGUGAAGGAGCAGAUUAUUCCCUUACAAAGGCAUUCACAGAAUGAAAAAGUGGGAGAACCACUGCUUGAACUGUUUUAUGGUCAAUAAAUUUUAAGAUGCUGCUGUAUAUGAUGGGCUAAUAACUAUCUGAGCCAUUUUAAACUCGUGGUGUUAUUUAUUUUUUUUUAAAUGCCUUUAAAAGUGUUUAAACAUGUCUUUGGUUGUCUACUACCUAAAUUGUCUUCAAAAUUCUGUCUAAAUUGAUAGAAAUAAUAUGUGCAGGCUUUGUUACAAAUUGGAAGUUUGGGGAAUACAUGUAUACUUAAACUAA
This is a messenger RNA of Gopherus evgoodei (Goodes thornscrub tortoise), 6773 nucleotides long. It is a transcript of the gene ARL5A, whose product is annotated as ADP ribosylation factor like GTPase 5A. Gene Ontology annotation, molecular function: GTPase activity; GTP binding. NCBI's taxonomy places the organism in Eukaryota, Metazoa, Chordata, Testudines, Testudinidae. Gene Ontology annotation, biological process: vesicle-mediated transport; intracellular protein transport; protein localization to Golgi membrane. The record is from RefSeq and is a predicted model, not a curated record. The coding region runs from base 732 to 1160 and encodes 142 amino acids. The transcript is spliced from 7 exons. Gene Ontology annotation, cellular component: trans-Golgi network; cytoplasm.